Messenger RNA from Plasmodium vivax (malaria parasite P. vivax), 1671 nucleotides. RefSeq lists its product as hypothetical. The record is from RefSeq and is a predicted model, not a curated record. The transcript has a single exon. Bases 1 to 1671 code for a protein of 556 amino acids. Lineage: Eukaryota; Apicomplexa; Aconoidasida; Haemosporida; Plasmodiidae.
AUGGCGAAACGGCUCACAUUUGUUUGGUUUUCCUCUGUCUGGUUCGCCUUUGUUUGUCUCACCCUCUGCGUUGUCUUCCAGAGUUGCUCUGGUGAGGUAAUCGCGGGAGGCAAAAACGAAAUUUCGCUCAAAAGGGAACAAAAUGAGGAGGUUCACCAACGCGGGGACAGAAAAAUACGAAAGUACAACUUCGACUCUUUGAGAAAGAAGCUGCACGUGGAAAGCAAAGAGCAGGGGAAGGAGGAAAUGGGAACCCAGUCAAGUGACCAACAGGGGGAUAGUCAAAUUGGGGGGGGGACAGGCGUCUCCCCAGAGGAGGAAUACGCGAAGUGCAUCGGCAUGAUCGAACAGGAGUUCAAAGGCGAGGCGGACGCAAAAGUUAGGGAGCAGCUGGAAAGCCUGUGCUUGAAGAAGCGGGAGCAGGACGAGGCGGCAAAAGGGGCAGAAGCGGCAAAAGCGGCAAAAGCGGUGAAAGCGGCCAAUGAGGAAAACGCCCAACUGAAGACGGACUCGCUCAGCGCCGCAAACCGGGACGGCAAGAGAAGCAUCAUCUCCCAGCUGGGGCUCUCCACCAAAGUGGACGUGCCACUCGAAGUGUUGAAGGAGUCCCUGUCGGAGGUGAAAAACUGCGUGCGGGAUUACACACAAAGGUGCCCAUUAAACUGGAAGGUAAGCGAGACGGAUGAAACGGUUUGCGUCGCCCCAGAGUCGUACAUCGGUCCAUGCGAAAAGGAAGUGAAGAACAAUUUACAGGAGGAUGAAAAAAUGCAAAUGGAAAGGAAGUGUUCCCUAUUUUGGAAGUGCGAUUAUAAGUGCGUCCAAAACUUUGAAGGCUCCGUGUGCCCCAUUGAUUGGCUUAUGGAGGAGGAGCAGCAGCAGGGUGGUUUUUGCAAAUCCCCGGAGAGCUACACAGGAAAAUGCAUAGGAAAAAUAAAAUUCAGCAACAUGACCAGUAAGGAGAAGGCCAUUUACUCUAACCUGUGUGAGGUCAGAUGGCCAUGUAAAAAAAAAUGCGUUCAUGAUUACUCCGUUUUGUGCCCAUCUGGAUGGGUCGAAGGGGCAGAUGGGUACUGCCUCGCCACAAGUAGCUACUCUGGAAAUUGCGAAAAGAGAAUUUACCUAAAGCACCUCGAUGAAGCAAUGAAACAGACGUACGAACACAAGUGCCAAUUCAAUUAUCCAUGUGUUAAAUCGUGCGAAAAGGACUACCAUGCCGUUUGUCCCCAAUUGUGGCUCCCCGUGAGCGAGAAGGAAUGCACCCCCUCUGAGAGUUACAACGGUAGGUGCAGACACAACUACAUUUUCAAAGGCAACCUUAUGGAGGAGGAGAAAAAAAACUUCGAAAGGAUGUGCCAUGUGUCCUACCCCUGUGUUAGGGACUGUAAAAGAGACUACUCCUUUAGCUGCCCUAUCGGAUGGAAAGAAACGCUGAGCUUUUGUUUGGCGCCCACGUCGUACCGAUACACUUGUGAAAAGAUGAUGCGGAAAAAUAUGACCGAGCGGGAAAAGAUCCAAGUCAGCGCCAAGUGCCUCGUCUUCUGGCCCUGCUCCAACUACGAGGUUGUCUUGAAGAACCUCCUGCACGGCAGCAUCUCGCCGGCGGACUACUUGUCCGUGCUCAACGGGCCCGUGGACGGCGCCUCGGGGGCGGUUGUUCGGAUGAGCGGUUGA